Pelobates cultripes (western spadefoot toad) is the source of this 21478-nucleotide messenger RNA. The record is from the annotation of a GenBank genome assembly. Lineage: Eukaryota; Metazoa; Chordata; Amphibia; Anura; Pelobatidae.
CUGGAGACUGCAAAGUAAAAUUCUUACUUUAAAUCACUUAAAUACUACAACUGUCCCAAAGCAGAACUAUUCAAAACAAUGAAAUGCCGUUUACAAAAAAUAAAAUUUAAAACUACAGUGAUGCUUCCGCUUUAACAGUGUUGUUUCAUCUGGCAAUGUUUUAUGGGUGAAUGUGCCAGAAAAUCAGUACUUGGACUGAGCCUGUUAGUGCAUAAACGAGCUUGCCAACCAAUCACUGCAAGUCUAGAGGUAUGUGCUUGUUGCUAGGUGUGGUUUGUCAACCUCUUCAUAAAAGUCAGAAGCAGAGUUUUCAGCUCUUUCCAGUCUCCAGUCCAUAUAACACAAGUGUCUCUUCCUUAAUAACCUAAAGGUAGGUAGGUAUUCUUGUUAUGUAGCACAUCGCCCGGGUACUGUUAGCAGCUAGAUUGUCACUCUGCAAAAAGGGAAUGCUGCAGUUAGUUAUAGAAACUGGUGAUUAAAAAAAAAAAAAAUAAAUCUUAAAUUUGUACUUUUGUGUUUUGCAAAAGGUUUUGGAUUUUGCUGUUUCAAACUUUUUUUUUUUUUUUAAUUUUCUUCUUUAUAACUUUGGUUUUUUUUGGGGGGGUGUACUAUAGCUUUUAAGAGGACAAAGAAAAUGUUUGUGAAAUCUUUAGAACAGUAUACGAUGAUAGGGUGUGGUUAAAUGGUUACAGUAACACUCCCUUUUUGUUUCCAACACAACUGAAUGUAGAAUAACUGAGUCACUGGGGAAAAAAAAAAAACAAAAAAAACCCUUUUGUACUCUGCAAACUAAACCUAUUUACCGUGUUUUUUUUUUUUUUGCCACGUCCUCCCUUUUUAAUACCUAUACUACAUACAUUUUCUAUUGAAUGUUCAUAAUUAAACAUUUUCUAAAGCGAUUUUAUUUAACCGAACUGCUUUGUGAUGUAUAUCUCCCACCCUAUUAUUUUUUUUAUUUAUUUUUUUUUUUUUUAGUUUAAAGGGGAGGUGGGGGAUUAAACCUGUUGUAAGUAAUUAUUUCAUAAUCUGCUUUGUCUUUUAAAGUUUCAACCAGUUUAGCAAGCUAUGUUGCAGGUUGGUGAUGGGUGUGGUGACACUAGGUGGAAAUAACAUAUUUUGGACUUUAAGGACAAAGUAACUGCUCAGCAUUGUGAGUGCAAAGAAGAGCAUGGCAACCAAAUGUAACACUGGCCAUUUAAACUGUUUUUAUAUAGGUUUAAGUGUGUGGUUGUAUCCCUUUCAGUUAUUCAUUAAGAAAACGUCUAGAGAUUUCUUAGAGACACUUUGAGCUCAUUAUGAUAGUUAUGGUGUCAAGAGUCUGGCACUAGAUAGGGAUACUAGUUCAACUUUAUUUGUAAAUUUUUUUUAUUUUUAUUUUUUUUCCUGGACACACCAUAUAUGUUGAUUAACAGACUUUGCUCAGAGCCCUAUUUUAUUAUUUUUAGUAUAUUUUUAUUUUUUUUGGUGGUUUUUUAGUUUUUAUUAUAGUGCUUAAACCAGCCAUAUAAAACCUUCCAUGGCGCAUAGUUUUAAUACAGUCGCCAUGUUUGUGUCUAGAUGGGUUGAAUCUGUUAAUUUAACCCACUUAAAGUCAUAGUUUCCAUACAGCCUGAUAAAGUAUUGACACUUCUGAUUUAUUGCACUUUGUGUAAAGCUGAUCAACAAAAUGUAAUUCGGAACACUAAUUUUACCAAAGGAGUUAUGGUCACCUAUUCACAAAUUGCCUUCCUCCACCAUUCUGGAAAGUGUGCUCUGUGUACAUCACAUAAGUUAAAUAUUCUCCUAGUAUCAACUGGGCAUAUAAAUGAGAUUAAUGUCCAUGGAACAGGGAGGGGCACAUCGUUCUAGCUAGGCUAAACCAUACAGGAUCAUGACCACUUCUAUUUCUCAAUACCCACUAGCUUUGGAUAACUUUGCAGUGUUGCUUCCAGAAUGCAAGCAAUGACUUUUUAGCUAUGAACUUUGCCUAAAGCAUUAAACUAUGAUUUCGUAAUAUUCUCAUAUCCAACCCAUUAUGAGUCUGUCAAGCUUGCUUGUAUAGCUAAAUUUAUUAUGCAAAUUUGCAUGACCUGUAAUGACUUGUACUCCUAGGCAAAAUUUGAUUAUGAUUUGGUAAAAAUAUUCCUUGGUAAUGUUUAUUUCAUCAAUUCAAUGUAAGGUAAAGGAAAACUAUAGCUUUAGGACUAAAAAUAUUAUUCCUGCUGCUAUAAUGUUCUAGUGACAAUUCGGAUUAUUGGAGCCCACAGUGUGUAUUGAAAUAGUAUAGUAAGUAUUAGAAUACAAACAUGUAUUCCUGACCCUAUAGUGAAAAACCACCAUUUAGGUGGCUAACCCCCCACCCACUUAGAACGGGUUGUAACUCACCUUAUUUUCAUCUCUCCAUGGUCUGCAGUGCUGGCCUUGUCCCCCUUGGUGAUAUCCUCAAAAUUGCAAAUUUUUAGCCAAUCCAGUGAUUUACCCUGGGGAAAGCAUUGGAUUGGCUAAAAUCCGCAAGGGGUGGGGCUAAAAUCGGGCAAUGUAGACACUGCAUUUUCUCUGAAAAGGCAGUGUUUGCAUCAAAAUGCCUGGCGGGAACUAUUACUCACCAGAACGACAUUAAGCUGAAGUUGUGCAUAUGACUAUAGUGUCCCUUUAAGGUCUUCCACCCCCACUCUGGUGAAUAAACAUAGAAACAUAGAAACAUAGAAUGUGACGGCAGAUAAGAACCAUUCGGCCCAUCUAGUCUGCCCAAUUUUCUAAAAACUUUCAUUAGUCCCUAGCCUUAUCUUAUAGUUAGGAUAGCCUUAUGCCUAUCCCAUGCAUGCUUAAACUCCUUUACUGUGUUAACCUCUACCACUUCAGCUGGAAGGCUAUUCCAUGCAUCCACUACCCUCUCAGUAAAGUAAUACUUCCUGAUAUUAUUUUUAAACCUUUGUCCCUCUAAUUUAAGACUAUGUCCUCUUGUUGUGGUAGUUUUUCUUCUUUUAAAUAUAGUCUCCUCCUUUACUGUGUUGAUUCCCUUUAUAUAUUUAAAUGUUUCUAUCAUAUCCCCCCUGUCUCGUCUUUCCUCCAAGCUAUACAUGUUAAGAUCCUUUAACCUUUCCUGGUAAGUUUUAUCCCGCAAUCCAUGAACCAGUUUAGUAGCCCUUCUCUGAACCCUCUCUAAGGUAUCAAUAUCAGGGGUAUAAAUACCCUCUUUUCUCUUACCAUAUCGGGUUUGCUUGGUUCCUUCCAGAACAUCUUGCCCACGGGCUAACCUUAUGUGCAUUCAUGACAAGUGCCACAUGCGCAUUAGAUUUGUCCCAUAGAAAAGCAUUGGAUCAAUGCUUUUCUAUAGGGAAUUUGAAAGCUGUCGAUGUCUUCAUGCAAUGCAUGAGGAAGUCCAGUGUGGCUUUUUUUUUUUUUUUUUUUGUGAAAAUUGAUCAAAAUGUCCAAAUCCUUGACUGGGCAUCCUCUGUUCCAUCUGUCGUGCAGCUUGAUGACUUGCUGUCUCAGAUAAUUGCUUUAAUAAAUGUAUGGCUGCCUAUGUCUACUUUAAAGUAGUUGAAGAUAUGAUAAUCACAGCUUUAAAAUACAGCUAUAGUGUGUUAUCCAACCUAGCAGCAUGUAACUAAAGGUUUUGUAGAGGGUGCAGUUGCUACAUUUGCUUCAGUACAUUAUAUAGAGAAGUUCUUAUGCAAAGAAGACAUUGGGGGAAAUGUUACCAAAGAAACAAAUUGGGAAUUAUCUUUUAUUUCCUUUUAGGAAUCCUGACUCAUCAUGUCUUUUAUGCAAGCUUUCCUCGCACAAGCCAACUUCACUGAACAAGGAGGACAUCCUCCAUGUACCGUAAGUCCAUAAACCUGGUCAGAUUAUGUAGGAGUGCCCUGAUGUUGGGGUCCCAUCCUGCCAUCCCAGGCUGGUUUAUUUUAUAUUCUAUUGUAUAUUCAAUUAUUCCAAAUCAGGGGAACCAGCUAACUGAAGUCAAAUCUAUAAUAAGCACAUGUGCUGUGCAUUUGCAUUCAGUUUGUCUGGUGUACAUUCACACCAAAAAGAUCUGCCUGUUCUAAAAGCUGCCAAUCCCCUUGCAAAGUGAGAUUGUCCAUUUUGGGUGUCACCAGUUGCUCAACUGGGAGGAACUGAGUCAGGAUAGAGGGUAUUUUACUGCUACUUGCAUUGCUGGCAAUGUCCAAAUGGUAGAGUGAGCUUCCCAAAAGGAGCAUGUCAUCUUGGAACAAAGUGACUCCAGGCUGGCUGACUUGUGCACGAUCUUCCUGGAGCGGAGGCUUACCAGAUGUACUCUGGGCAUGGUAGUGCCCUAACUACAUUUUGCAUUGUGCAAAUCUUUGUUGCUAGAGCAAUAUGGCCAUAGGGGAUGUUUCCCUGGCAUCACCAGAAGUGGGACACUGGGAAAUGGCAAAAGAUGGUGGGGGAAAAAGACUCCCAAAAUCAAAGUCAGAUCCAGGACUGUUGGGUAUGAUUUGAUAUUAUGAAAAUUUAGACCAUUGAUCCCAUGUUUCCAUUCAUCAUAGUAUGUCUACACAUUAUUAUAUUGGAAUGAUAUUUAACUCAGAUGGUCAUGGUUUACAGUCGAAAUGGCCAUACUGAAUUUUGACCCUUUAACAAACCCUUUUCUUUGAUCUUAUGACAUAUUCUUCACAGGCCCAGGAGACUGGAGGUCAGGUAAAUGCAGAUCCUAAAUUUAAUGCAGCAGCAGAUGCAGCGGAACUAGAAAAAGCCAUCAAAGCAAAAGGUAAGAAAUUGCAUGAUAUCCCCGGUGUCUUUAUUUAAUCCGUAAAUUGACUUACAUUCAAUGUGCUAUAAAAAAUGUCUGUCACCUGCUUGCUUAUCUAAAACGAAUACAUUUUACAUGAGGGAGAGCAGACUGACAUCGAUUUUUAAAGUUUUUGUUUAAAGGAUCACUAUAGGGUUGGGAAAACAAACAUUUGUUCUGGACCCUAUAGCCCCCCUGGGCCCCUCAUGCCUCCAUAAAUAUAGUACAAAUCUUACUGCAUUCAAGCCUGAAGCUGUGACUCAGAAAAAACCCAGAAGUGGUAGCCUGAUCCAAUCACCAUGCUUCCCCACAGGAUUGACUGAGACUGACAAAGAGGAAGAUCAGGGGCAGAGUCUGCAUGAUUCAAACACAGCCCUGGCCAAUCACCAUCUCUUCAUAGAGAUGAAUUGAGCCAAUGAAUCUAUAUGAGGAAAGUUCAGUGUCUGCAUGUUUGGAUGCAUUUUAGGCAGCCAUGACCCAGGAUGGAUCUCUAGCAGCCAUCUAAGUAGUGUCCAGUUAAGUUAUCACUAGCUGUAAUGUAAACCCUGCAUUUUCUCUGAAAAGACAGUGUUUACAGCAAAAAGCCUGAAGGUAAUGAUUCUACUCACCAGAACAAACUCAAUAAGCUGUAGUUGUUCUGGUGACUAUAGUGUCCCUUUAACCUCUUAGUGACCAGACUGUCACUUACUGUUAAGGACCAUUUUUAAAUUUCUGCAGUGUUUGUGUUUAGCUGUAAUUUUCCUUACUCCUUUACUGUACCCACACAUAUUUACAGUUUUUCUCGCCAUUAAAUGGUCUUUCUAUAGAUACCAAAUUUAAACACACUUUUUUGAACUUUGACCGUCAAACACCCAUGCUAAACAGUUUCUAAAUUUUGUACUAGUUAAAAAAUACCCAAUGGUUUUUGCAAGUUAUAGGGCUAAAAGUAGGACAUUGCUAUUUCAAAAUAUAUAUUUUUAAAAUGUAUCAAUAGUGACAUUGUAACACUGUUAUCUGUCAUCUCUGAAUCACACCUCACAUGUACAUAUCUUUUUAAAGUAGACACCCCAUAUUGAAUACCCUGGGUUAUGUGCAGUUUUUUUUUUGUUUUUGUAGCCACUGAGUCCCAAACACUGGCCAAAAUGAGUGUUCAUAUUUGUGUUUUGCAUUUUUCACACACAAAUAUAAAGGCCAAUUUUGGCCAGUGUUUGUGGCUACUGAACAGACUGAACAUACCCCAUUUGCAAUACCAUGGGUUGUCUACCUUAGCAAAUGGUAUGCCAUCAUGGGGGUAAUUUUCAUUCCUGGCUACUAUACGGUCUCAAAGGCAACAUUACCAUCUGUCAAACUUCAAUGUGGGGAAAAAAGGAAAUGCAUGCCUUGUAUUUGACUCAGUAACUCUUGAAAACUCCAUAAAAUCUGUACAUGGGGGUGGGGGAAGGUGUGUACUUGCGAGACUCCACGGAACACAAACUAUCAUCGUUGUGAUGGGUUUUACUGUUUUGAAACCCUAGUAUUUGUGUCCAGCGAAGUCUCCCGAGUAAAACGGUACCCCCUAUGUACAGGUUUUAGGGUGUCCUGUUCUAUGUGGAGGCCAAAAGAUGGUUUUGGGUCUAACAUAUCCAAGUAUUUGAAAGGGUGAAUUGCGGUCAGUGUGUGAUUUGAUUUUCUUUUGAUGGAAAGGUAGGAUUUGUGUAAUUUAGGUACUGUUACAAAGAUCAUUCUGACUGUUAUGUGAUCCACUUUUCUACUUCUGUGAACUAGUCUUGAAGCACAGCCUCAAGCUGCAGUAGAUCGGAUUUGCUUGCAUAGAUUACUGUGACGUCUGCGUAUGUGUCUACAUUUGAGGAUUUGUAGAUCAUUUAUAAAUAAUGUGACUAGUAGGGGGCUGAGAAUGGAACCUUGAGGAAUACCACAUGUGAUUGGGAGAGGUAGGGAGUCUGUCAGAAAUGGAAUCAUAUUGUGAUCGAUCCGAUUACAUAUGAUCGAAACCAGGCUAGCAGACAAUCUCGUGUGUGUGUGUGUAUAUAUGUGUGUGUGUGUGUGUGUGUGUGUGUGUGUGUGUGUAUAUAUAUAUUUAUAUUAUAAUUUAUUUUAUUUUUUUUGUAGAAUGUCAUGGUCUGUGUGAAAGGCCUUUGAAAAAUCAUGGAAGGUAGCUUGUUAGGUCUCCUUGUUCUAUGCCAUUACAAACUUGUAAGAGCAGGUGUAGUAGAGUGAUUCAGGCAAAAACCCGAUUGAUUUGGGGUCAGAUAGUUAGAUUGUUGGUAGUACUCAUAGUUGUGUAUGGACAUAUGUUUCUAAGAUUUUUGACAAUACUGGGAGUAUGAUAUUGGGGCAGUGGUUAGAAACCAAAGUAAUGUCGCCUAUUUUUAUGCAUAGGUACUACUGUUGCAGUCUAACAAAGUUUGGGUUUGUUCAUUGCUGUGACUGGUUAAGCAAUUGCCGACGCACUGAGCUUCAACAGCAUUGCUGGGAUUAAAUCAGGUCCAGACUGGUUUUUCAUUUUUAGAUUCUGAAGGUGUCUCUUAAUGACAGUAAUAAGUAAGUCUAAAACUGAACUUGUCUAUAUUGGAUCUUUGCAAAUUUAGUGGGGCCUGAUCAACAUUUGUAGUUUCAUGAUGACUAAUUUAUUUGCUUGGCAAUCAGGGUAGUGGAGCAUCUGACAAUUGUUUAACGCAUUUGCUACAUCUAAGAGAAGUUGCAGGGUUUGGUUGUCCACUUUGACAGUGGAGGGUGGGGAGUAGAUUGGGGGAGUUUGUAAUUUAUUUAUGAUUUUCCAAAAGUUUCUAGAGAAAUAUUCAGAUUUUGUUUUGUGCAUAUAUUUCACCAUUGUCUAUAUGCUCAGUGAUCGUUCAUAGAGCCAGUACCCUUGAACCUUGACCACAAUGAGUCCUGAAACUGGCAUAUUUGAAUGAGGUUAACUGUGAUCCAAUUCAUAUGUGCCCCUUACACAACGGGGCAUGCUAAUUCCAAACUUGUAGCAGUUCUGACUGAAAUAAUUCAACUGCACAGUGCCAUGGGAGGUUCAUGUGUCUUUUAGAAAGGAUUACCUUUUAUUUAUUUUUUUUUUAUAUUUUUUAAAUAUAAAAGGACCUGGUGAUUUUUAAUCUUGGGAGAGGAUUUAAUAGCUUUUAGUUUGCGCACGCAGUGCAAAACUGUUCGGGAGAACACUGAAACUGUUCGGGAGAACACCUGCCUCCUGCAUUCGAUCAAUAGAAGUGGAGAGAAUCCAAUCAAGUAGGGUAUGGUUAAGGCUUUUAAUGUUAAUGUGAGUUGUGGAGGAGAUUAAUUGAAUUGGCUGCAAAAUCUUAAACUGCAAGCAAGAACUAUUUUUUUAUUUAUAUAUAUUUUUAUUUUUUCAAAAUUUCACAAUUUACAUGGUGCAAUCAAUUCCUCUAUUGCAACAUUUACAUUUCUAAUAUGUUUCCAUAUAUUAACAACAUUUCCAUUAUAAAACGAAUUUAAAUAUUCAUAUCUAUAAUUCACAUAAAUUGCAAAAAGAGGUGGGUAAGAAAAAAACCUAAAACAUUCCAUUCGCACAUACAUACAAUCCCGGGGAACCAAACCUACACUGUCCAAUUUUCCCAUCCUUCACAUAAGGUACGUUAUUACUAAAGUUCCUCGAGAAUCCAUCUCACAUUCGGGGAAGCUCAUAUCCUCAGAAUUAUAAGUUCUAAUAGUUAGUAAUAAAGUUAUCAACCAUUAUUUCCCAUUUACUGUAUUUCUUCAAGCCUACAGAGUUGCCUAAAAUUAUUCCCUUUUCCAUCUUACAUUGGUAUAUUACCUGUGUUUUAAUUUCACUCCACUGUAUUUCUUUUUUACUUUUCCAGUUUCUAGCCACCGCUAACUUUACUGCCAUUAAAAUAUGUAUUAUCAACAUUUGUUUCUCAGGAGACAUAGAAGGCCAUCCCAGAUGUAACAAAAAACUUUGUGGUGUAAAGGGUAUAUUUAACUGACAUGAGUUAUAAAUCUGCUUGUAUGCCUCCUUCCAUAUUUUACUUAAGACUGUACAAUGCCACCAAAUGUGGAGAUAAUCUCCUUUCCCAUCUUCACAUCGCCAACAAAAAGGGCUCUGAUCUAAAUACAUUUUAGCCAGUUUUUCUGGGACCAUAUACCAUCUAUUUAGGAGUUUAUAAAAAUUUUCUACUAUAUUCAAGCAGUGUACCGAUUUAUUAACUUUCUCUAUCGCGUUUAUCAUAUCUUGUUCGGAAAUUACUAUUUGUAAAUCUUUUUCCCACUUACUCUUAGAUUUCCAAAGGGGGGCCUUCUGGGAUAGCUCUAAAAAUUCAUAACAUCUAGAAAUAUGACCUUUAGUUCUAUAUGUUUCCAUAAUCUUCUUAAUGUUACUUAUAUUUUUAUUAAGCUGAAUAUCCAAGAAUUUCGUCAAAUAAAACUUAACUCUUAAAUAUGUGAAUACCUCCUUACUUUCAAUCCCGAAUUCUACCUGUAACUGGCUAAAUGACUUAAGAUCCUUUAUAUCUAUAAUUUGUUGAAUAUGCGUAAUACCUUUUUGUAUCCAACCUCUAAUAUUAUCGUCAAUAUUAUUAUUAAUCACCUCCAUGGGUAGGAAAGGGAAUAUUCUAUUUUAUAAUUUUUCUUAAAUUUAUACCAGAAACUCCAUAUACUGUCUAUAAUUGUCGAAUUUUCUGGAUGAACCAAAUUAUUUUUUUUUUAAAUCCCUCCUAGUUGUCCAAAACAGGGAGGAUAGGCUGCUUGUCUCUACUAGUGAUUGCUCUAUAUGAUGCCAAGAUUGAUCUUUUUGAUCUAUACUUAAUGUAUUAACAGUAUGGGCCAACAUACAUGUAUCAUGAUAUUCAAUUAUAUUUGGGGCAGCAAGGCCUCCAUCCUUUCUUUUCUUAGAUAUUAACUGUAAGCUUAUUCUUGGUUUUUUACCUUUCCAAAUAAAUUUAGAAAAAGCUGACUGUAUCAUUUUUAACCAAGGAUUGGGAACUUGUAUAGGUAUCAUUCUAAAGAGAUAAUUCCAUUUAGGCAGAAUAUAUGAUCGAAUAGUAUUUAUGCGGCCUAUCCAAGAGAUCUCCCUGCCAGCCCAUUCUUUUAAUAUUUUAUUAGUAUUUUUUAUUAGAGGGAGAAAAUUAACUUCAAUAACUCUAUUUAUGUCUCUUGUUGUUUUUAUGCCAAGAAAUGAGAUAUAUUCCUUAACCCAGACAAAAUCAUAGGAUAUUUUAAUAAAGUCUUUAUCUUCCCUAGAUAAAUUAGUUGUCAUUAUUGUGGUCUUAAUAAUAUUUAAUUUAUAAUUUGAGAAUACACUAUAAUGGUCUAGUAUUCUUAUCAAUUCCGGCAGUGAUGAUCUAGGAUUCUGCAUCAUAAGCAUGACAUCAUCCGCAUAUAGAUUAAUCUUAUGUUCUAAAUUAUUAAGCCAAAACCCCUCAAUCUUUCCGUUUUGUCUUAUAUCUUCUGCAAGAGGCUCAAUAGUUAAAACAUAAUGUAACGGGGAAAGAGGACAUCCUUGCCUGGUUCCGUUUUUAAUAGUAAACCAAUCUGCCUCUAUCCCAGGGCCAAUAGUCCUUGCCGAAGGAACUGUAUAUAGUGCCAUAAUGGCAUCAUAAGCUGUUCCUACUAUGCCAUAUGAUUUCAAUGUGUUUCCCAGAAAGUCCCAUCUGACCCUGUCAAAAUCUUAAACUGCAAGCAAGAACUAUUUUUAGAAUUCAGCCAAUCAAGAUUAAAAUCUCCAAAGACUAACAGCUCACUUUUUGUGUUUUUGAGCUAUGGGUUAUGUCAGAUGGGGAAUGCACUGGGGAGCUAGGUGGGUGGUAGAUUCCUGCAACAAUGAUUAAUUUACUGCAUGGGAUAUCAAUUGUCAGAAAGGAAAACAAGGGUGGCAGGAGAGCUAAAGUUUUGUAAGGGGUGAACUUUAUGGAAUUGUCAACAUAAAUUAGAAUGCUGCCUCCAUUUUGCUCUGCAAUUUCUAUGGCAUGAAUACCCAUGUAUUGCAAUGGCAGUCAGAUAUCUUAGGGGUUAGCCAUGAUUCAGAGAACACAAUGAUUUUGGGCUUGUAAUGUAAGCACAAUGCUUGCAGUACAUCGAGAUAUAGGUAGGUAGGUCGGUCUGUCUGUCUGACCAGGGUUAGACUCUACAUCAUUUGCAAGGGCAAGUAACAUGAGUAAGAGGAAUUCGGACAUAAUCUUAGUUUGGUAGUAUUGCAAUUGUAGGGUUUUAUACUUUUGUGGGGUCAGGUGGGAGGCUUGAUUUCAACAUUCUCCAACACUCAGCAGAUAUAUUACCACAACAAAGCAGGCCAUGAUUUAUAAGAAUUUGGUUCUCAGAUUGUGGUGAGUGGCACUUAAGAGGGUAGUGGUAGGAACAUGAUAGUGUGAAGAGGGUUAAAAGGAAUAUUAACUCUGUCAAAUUUGGAACCAUGUAGAGUCGGGGAGGAUAUUUAAAAAAAUAAAAAAUAAAAAAAAAAGUUACAAAACAUUUAAAUGGUCAGUGUGUUUCCACUUAGAAUAAUGAAUUGUGUACAAGCAUGUAUUCCUAAUAUUGUGUUGGACUAGCUAUCUAGUUCUAUGGCCCCCUUCAUAGUGGAAUUUCCAUUGCAGUGCUGGUCUCUCCUCAUUUGGCCCCAACUCUGUCAGAGAUCAUCAGUCUUGAUUAUCUCAGCCAAUCCAAUGCUUUCCAACAGGAAAGCAUUGGGAGGCUAUACUGUGCCAAUCAUCUCCUCAUAGAUUCAUUGAAUCAAUGAAUCUCUUUAGGAAGCGUUCAGCAUCUUCAGUUAGUGUGGAGAAAAGCCUGCAGGGAUGGGCUGUAGAAACAAGAACCGCUACAGCUUAAAGGACCACUAUAGUGCCAGGAAAACAUACUCGUUUUCCUGGCACUAUAGUGCCCUGAGGGUGCCCCCACCCUCAGGGUCCCCCUCCCGCCCGGCUCUGGAAGGGGGAAAGGGGUAAAAACUUACCUUUUUCCAGCGCUGGGCGGAGAGCUCUCUGCCUCCUCUCCUCUUCCUCUCCUCCUCCGUUACGCCCCGCCGCUGAAUGCGACGCAAGAGCUGCGCAUUCAGCGGUUCAUAGGAAAGCAUUUACAAUGCUUUCCUAUGGACGCUGGAGUGCUCUCACUGUGAAAAUCACAGUGAGAAGCAUAAAGCGCCUCUAGUGGCUGUCAAUGAGACAGCCACUAGAGGAAUUGGGGAAGGCUUAACCCAUUAAUAAACAUAGCAGUUUCUCUGAAACUGCUAUGUUUAUUAAAAAAUGGGUUAACCCUAGCUGGACCAGGCACCCAGACCACUUCAUUAAGCUGAAGUUGUCUGGGUGCCUAGAGUGGUCCUUUAAUGUAUUCUGGUGACUAUAGUGUCCCUUAAACCAUAUAAAUGCAAUUUUCUAGUACAAAAGUUGCAGAAAGCAAAGUGAUCCUUUUGAAUGAAACUGGAAAGUUUGUUGCAUUAUUUUGCACCUUCGAUAAUUGUUUCAGCAUUCCCAAGGCAACUAAUUUUGAGUCCAUAAUUUAUUUAUUUUUUUAAUCUUGUGUAGAUCUUUAUUGCCUGCACCCUUUAAUCUAACAAUCUUGUAUAUUUCUUGGACGAACAAUCAUUCUUGCUGUUGAAAGAUGAUUCUCAUCGCUCAGUCUUACCAGUUUAUACCAUGAAAGAUGCUUUGAGUUCCUAUGGACUCCCUCCAUAGUGGCAUAAAAUGUAGGUUACAACAUUGUUGAACUGCAAAAACAAAUCUUGCAGCUAGUGUUAUCCAGCACUAUUUUGACAUUCCAUGGUAGUCCUAUAUACACUAUAUAUGGGAUCCUGUUCUUUUUACCCACAUCAUCUGCCAAAUGUUACUUACUGGUCACUCAUUGGGAAAACUUUAUUUACUACUCUAUAUAAAAGUGCAAGUACCUUAUUCCUCUCAGUAUAAAGUUUUAUUUCCAAAGUUAAACAUAGGUCUUGUUACCUUUAAACAGGUGUUGAUGAGGGAACAAUCAUUGAUAUAUUAACUAAAAGAACAAAUGGAGAGCGUCAGCAAAUCAAAGCUGCCUAUCAACAAGCGACUGGAAAGGUAACUGUAAAACCUGUUUCAAACUGGUAAAAAAAAAAGUGCAUAUGUCUACCUGUAAAGUACUGCUUUUAAUAUAUGCAUGCAGGGAUACAUUUAAUUGCAGUGGCAUGUCCAGUGUACAUCCAUUAAGUUAUUUUUAAAACUCCCUCAACAAGGCUAAAAUAUUAUUCUGUCCAUCCUAUCCUGAGGCACAUCUAGUAUUUCAUCCCAUAUUGACUUAAAGUGACAAUCAAAGUUAACUCCUUAUUUAUUGUACAGUAAAAUAUAAAAAUGCAUUUUGUAUGUAUUUUUUUUUUUUUUUUUUUUAUGCAGUAAAUUCCCAGGUUAUGUAGGAUCUUCUGCCAAACAAAACAGCCGUGUCAUAGCAAUGUUUCCUCUUAGCAAUGCUUUAAGUGCCCAGUGCUCCAAAGUCUAUGUAUAUUGUAGUAGGACAAAGUGAGUUUGUAUUGCUCUCUUUGAUAGGGGUGGCUAUUCUCAUUAGUGCGACAGCCAGGGCCAGUGCAAUGGUUUCUGACGUCACAACAUCACAUAAAAUUGUCAGGAAUUCAAAGUAAAUUUUAUAUUUAGGUAAAAAUAGCCAAACUGCAAAAAUGUCUGAAUUGGAGAUUGGCUAAUUUUCCAUUUUCACUUUGGUGAAUAACCUUGUUAAAGCAUAGCUCAUAUUGUAUGGUUCAUUAUAGAAAUGAGUGAUUUUAGCCGGGCUGUCAGUGAUGGGCUGAGAUUGUCUGCUCGUUGUCCCAGACUCACUGCCUGGCAGUUGAGAAAUAUGCAUGUGUGGUGUGUAGAUUUUUUGGCUAAAAUUAUAUUCUGCUUAUACAUAUGUUCACCGUACAUAUAAAUAUUAUAUAAUCUACAUGUAUAAUACUCACACACUUUAAAGGACCACUACAGUCACCCAGUCAAUUUGUCUUCAUAAAGUGGUCUCUGUGCAGUGGUCCUAUCUGUUUAAUGCCACAAGAUAAAAUAUUGCCUUACCUUGAAGAGUUAAACACACCACUAGUGGCUGUCACACUGACAGCCACUAGAUGUGCCUCUGCUGCAAUGCCACAUUUAGUUUGAUAUGUAUAGCACUUGCACACAUGCACAUCAGGUCACCAAUGCUUCUGUAUGAGGAAAACUGGAGUGGAUCAGCACUGCCCCAUCAACCUUGCGGAAGGUAGGGAGACCAGCAAUGCAGAGGAUGUAUUGGAGCUUGAAAGAUGUAAUCUAUUAAAUUUUUUUUUUUUUUUUUAAAUAUAUAUUCAUUGAAGCUAUGUAGAGUACUCUGAAUACAAAUUCCUAACAUUAUAGUGUUCCUUUAAAAUUACUUUUUUAUUUUUAUUACAAUUGUCCUUUGUGCCGAAAUACAAUCAGUGACAUGCGCACACACAUUCAUUCAAUCACACUUAAUGGUUCACACCCUUACAAUCAUUCCAUGCAGGCAAACACCCUGACCCAAGCACACACAACCUCUUGCCUUCAUUUCAAAUUGGCUGUCCAUGGCUACUCUCACUGUCUUACUCCCACUAGAUAUUGGUAGCCAAACCAGCAGUAAAACUGUUGCAGGGGCCCUUUUAAGAAGCACUAUCUUAUUGAAACAAUUUUUUGGCUUUUUAACCAUAAUGUGUCAAUGAACUGUCAUUGCACUGUUUGCUUAUUUUAGAACAUCAUUCCAUAUUUAAUGUCUUCCUUUAUAUAGCCUCUAGAAGAAGCUUUAAAGAAAGCUCUUAAGAGCCAUCUGGAAGAAGUUGUGCUCGGUAUGAUGAAGACACCAGCUCAAUUUGAUGCUCAUGAGUUGAAGGGUGCAACCAAGGUAUUCAAUAUUGGUUUCUAUAUAUGUAUGUCUUGAUUUUGAUAAUGCGUGUGCAAAAUUUUAUCAAAUGUAAUCUUUCCUCACGGAAAAAGAUUUAUAUAAAUAAGUGGCAAAUAUUUUUUCAAUAAAUCAUGUUUACAUUAUAUAUAAACAUUUAAUUCUCAAAAUUAAACCUUUUCCCUCCUGCAAUCAAAUGAGCUCCUUUUUAGGAUGGAAAUGUUUGUAAACCUCCUCCUUCUUUGCUAGUUGGUGUUCUCCUAAACUGAUAAGCCACAACAUUGCAACCACUGACAGGUGUAGUUAAAAACCUUGAUUAUAUUGUUGCAAUGGCACCUUUCAAGGGAUGGGGGUAUAUUAGGCAGCAAGUGAACAGUUGGUUCUUGAAUUUAAUGUGUUGGAAGCAAGAAUAAUGGACCAGCAAAAAGAUCUAAGGCACUCUGACACAAGUAAAAUCAUAAUGGCCAGACUACUGGGUCAGAGCAUCUCCAAAAUGUGUUUCUGGUAUGCAGUGGUGUGUACCUACCAAGCUUGAGAAACAUUGCUGUAUCUGUCAUAUUUUCCAAUAAAUCUGAUGUAUGAAGACUUUGAGUGCCUGGACUACUCUGCUGUUACACGAUUAGGAAGGACAAUCUGUGAACCAGCGUUUGGGUCUUGUGAGCCCAAGCCUCAUUGGUGCAUGUGGUGAGCAAAUGGCUAGCCCAUCUCUUCCAAUCCCAUAGAAGCACUACUGUAGCUUAAACUGCUGAAACCAUUAAUGCUGGCCAUGAUGGAACACAAGUUAAUCAGUUUGAUUGGUCUGCCGCUAUGCAGUUCCAUAUUCAGAAUGCCCAUGAUGACCUCUAGUCACCACAGGGACCUUCAAUGGGAAUGAGUGUCAGAGAUGGAGGGUUGCCUGGGAUAAUCAGUUUCUCUUAGAUCAGGUGGAUGGCCAGAUGUGUGCAUCAUUUACCUGGGGAAGAGAUGACAUUGGGAUGCAUGAUGUAAAGACUGCAGGCCAGCGUAUGCUCUGGGAAACCUUGGGUCCUGGCAAUCAUGUGGAUGUUACAUUGACAUGUACAACCUACCUAGAGACUGUUGCAGACUACAUACACCUUGCUGAUGGCUGUAACCUUUCAGCAGGAUAAUACACCCUGCAAAAUUGUUAAGGAAUAUUUUUGAGGAACAUGACAGUGUUCAAGGUGUUGCCUUGGCCUCUAAAUUCCCCAGGUCUCAAUCCGAUUGUGCAUCUGUGGGAUGUGCUGGAACAAAAAACUGAUCCGUGGAGGCCCAACCUUGCAACUUGCAGGACUAAAGGAACUGCUGCUAACGUUUUGGUGCCUGAUACCACAAUAUGGGUUCAGAGGUCUUGUGGAGUCAAUGUCUCGACACAGCUGUUUUGGCAGCAUGAUGGGUACCUAAACGAUAUUGGGCAUGUGGUUUCAAUAUUGUGGCUGAUCAGUGUUUAUGUAUGAUUUAACCCAUAGCAAUAGUGCUACAUGAAUGCAUCUAGGCUUGUCUCAGAACUAAUGAGCAUUUGUCCCAAUGCUUUGUAAUUGAGUGUGAUGGUUAACUAGGUUUCUAGGUUAAAACAUUCUUCUGGUGGAGAGACUGGUCUGUGCAGAUUUGCUCAAUCCCAGACUGCAUGAAUUUCUAAUGGGUAGAGUACACUACUAAUGUCAUAGCAAGGCCUGAGGGGACACCUGUUUGAAAGUAGGAGCACUCUUGAUAUCCUCUUUUCAUUUAUACAUUCCAUAUCUUUUGGUUUCAAUUUUCUCUUUUUUUUUUUAAUUCAAUAUUUUAAUCCAUAUCUUUCAGGGUCUUGGGACAGAUGAGGAAACUUUAGUAGAAAUUCUGGUGUCAAGGAAUAAUCGGGAGAUCCGAGAAAUUAACAAAGUUUACAAAGAAGGUAAGCUGUUCUCUUUGAGAACAUGAUGGAAGUGCCAAUAUGGUAAUUAAUCCUAUUGGCCCAUGGAGAUACAGGGUGUCUUGAGUUGUUGCUUCAGGCGCUGCUUCAUUCUCAGUGCAGCACCAGCAUUUGAUCUGGUUUUGUGACACACGAUUAGUAAAUCUUACUGAUUGCAAAAAAAAAUCCACACUCUUAUCACCUGUAGACCUUGGUGCACUGUAGCUAGGGCUGGCAAACGCGUAAUGCAUAUAGUAACAACAAAGUAAUCCAGGCACUCAAGAUCUUAAUAUAUCAGCAGAUUUAUAGGAAAAACAUUACAGAAACCGCAAUGUUUUGAUCCCUUCAGGGAUCUUUAUCAAGCUUGAGAAACGUUGCUGUAUCUGUCAUGUUUUCCAAUAAAUCUGAUGUAUGAAGACCUUGAGUGCCUGGACUACUUUACUGUUGCACAAUUAGUAAAUGGUAUGUUGGAUUUCUAAUUGCUGACACCUCCCCCUUUAUAAACAAAAUGUAUCCCCUACUUCUUCACCACUGUGUUAACUAGUAAAGUUAUUAGAUGAUCACUGCCAAUGUGUUUUUUUUUUUGUUUUGUUUUUUAAACCUUAUUCCUUCACCCACCCUCUUCUCUCGACACCAUCUUUUAAUCAGAAUUCAAAAAGGAUCUAGCAAAAGAUGUUGCAUCAGACACCUCUGGAGACUUCCAAAAGGCUCUUCUUGCACUCAUAAAGGUAAAGGUUGUAUGUUGACCUCUGCUGUAUUUCUCUAGAUGUGUUUUGAUUUGUCUUUGUUAAUUUGUGAAAGUAUUGCUUACAAUACAACUUAAUUUUCUUAGGGUGAACGCAGUGAAGCAACUACAGUUAAUGACGAGCAAGCUGACAACGAUGCUAGGGUAAACGUAGCAUAACCUAUAAUUCUUGUAUGCUUUCACUCUGAUAACCCAACAUGAGCAUUUAUGAUCUAAACUAAAGAAUGCAUUUUGGGGUUUGUAGGCUUUGUAUGAAGCUGGAGAGAAGAGAAAAGGAACAGAUGUCUCAACAUUCAUUAAUAUUCUAACUUCAAGGAGCUUUCCACAUCUUCGAGAAGGUACAAUAAACUUCAGAAAUUUGCUUAUUUGUAUCAAUAUUUCCACCCCCCCCCACACUUGACCAUUUCCUUGUUGACAUUUCACCCUUCCCUGACUUAAAUUAUUAAACCCCUGUGUAGAAUUGGUGUAAAUAUUGCUUUAAUGCACCCAUUUCCUUUUUGGGUGUAUUAAAUCAUAUAUACACCAAUUAUAGCCCCCACAUGUACUUUAUUCUCAUUUGGUUGUUUCAUAUUGGGCACUUAAAUUUCACAAGCCUUGUGUUUCAACUACAGAUGUUAAAUUCAUAUUCUGCUGGCUCUUAAAAACACAAACACAUAUGUAUAUCUUCAAGUUUACGGAGAACUUCUGGCUCCUAUUACAGCAACACGUUUUAACUUGGAUCUGUGGGGAAAGCAAAGCAGCAGCAUAUCAAUUUUGUCAAGUGGCUAGAACUGCUUUGUACUGACUGCUUUUUGGUGUUGCUUACUGACUGCAUCAAAUGUUGAUGCUACUUCUAACCUUAAACUAUUAAGCAGGUUGUCCCCUAAGCUGUGUAUUCAGUGUAAAGAAUUUUUUUUUUUUUUUUGUACAAAAUUUAGCUUAAGAUUACUAAUUUUCGUUUUAAAUAUUUAAAUGUCUAUUUUGCUUUCUAAUGGGUGUUAGAGUAGUGACCUUCAUAUUGGUUCUGCAUGUUGUGUAUUUCAGUAUUCCGAAGAUAUUCAAGAUACAGCAAGAAUGAUGUAAAAAAAGCUCUUGAUCUGGAGUUGAAAGGAGAUAUCGAAAACUGUCUAGUGUCCAUUUGUGAGUGACUUCAGUAAAAUUAAAGUAAAUUUGUUGCCCAAAGCUUUCCUUAAAGCUGCACUGUCAAGCCAUACUUACCGUUUUCCAAUCUCUUCCUCUUCAACUCUUUGCUACUGCCUUGCUGGUGUUUUUUUUUAUUUUUUUAUUUUUUUAUUUUUUCUCUCCAAUUUUGUAACCAAAAACACAAAGUAGGAAUUUUUCCCAAUGCCCGACACUUCUUGACUCUGGGCAGAACUACCGUCAUAAAGUGUCAAUCCACAAGCUUUCACCAGUGACUACUGCAAAAAAUUGCACCUGUCUAUGGAGGAACUUAUAGGAUAUUGCAUAUCAAUACAUGUGCAAGAGUACAGCAGUGAUGUCUGUUUUCUGAAGCAUCAGUAGCUGUCGAGGACGAACAAGAUGUUUGUUCAUACGAGGGAUGUUACUGGUAGGUAGAAUUAAUGGAUGGGGUUUUGCAAAAUCCUCAGAUGGUGACAUGCUGCCUUAAAGCUUUAAUUGGCUAGAAAACAGUAUAAAAUACAUUAUGCGUGGCUGCCUAGGGGCUGAGCUUUGUGUGAUAGAACUCCCUCCCCUCAAACAGCUAAGAAAAACUUGACCGAAAACAAGGGAUGGGACUCAAAAAAGGCUAUUCACGAAGAUGAGAAUUGUCAGGAUUUCAAAGUGAAUUUAAAGUUUAAGGCCCGACGGAGAGGAGAGGUACAUUGUCCUUAAAGGGAAAACUAUAGGGUCAGGAACACAAACCUGAAUUCCUGACUCUAUAGUGUUAAAGCCAUCAUUUAGGUGGCACCCCCUUAGAAGGGGUUAAAAAUCUCCUUAUUUCCAGCACCACAUGGGUGCAUUGGCCCCACCCCAAUUCGCCUCCUUGGUGACAUUAUCAGAAUUACAGGUUUUUAGCCAACCCAAUUUCACAGGCCAAAAUCUGCGUGGGGUGUUUUGGUUUUUGGGGGGGGGAGGGAGAAGGUGGGAGGAGUGCAAUUGGCAACCCAUAGAUAUGCAUUGAAUCAAUAAAUCUCAAUGAGGAAAAUUUGGCGACUCCAUGCUAAACAGUGCUGCGUACUGUGCAGCAUUGCCACUGGAGGUGUCCCUAGGAGCAAUGUAAACACUGCAUUUUUUUCUAAGACCUUGUUUGCAUGAAAAUGCCUGCAAGGAAUGACUAUAUUCAUUAGAAAUGAAUUAAGCUGGAGUUGUUCUGGUGGCUAUAGUGUCCUUUUAAACUUGCUUUGAAUUCCUGACAACUCUCACUUUAAUAAAAAAAAAAAAAAUCCUCAUAGCACCAUAGCAACUGCAAUGAGCUGUAGUAGUUAUGGCUUUUAGUUCCCUUUUACUUUGAUUGUCUAAAUCCUGUCUCUGAGGUAAUAACACAUUAAAAAUGCUAACUUCCAACUAACCCCAACCCUCUCCCUCAAUUAACAACUUAUUCUAAAAAGGUUGCUUUACCACUUAAAUCACUUAUGUGAAUGAUCUAUUUAAUGCAUAACUGCAAAAUAUGGUCUGAAUUUGUGUGAAGUUUUUAUUUUUUUUCCUAUUUAUAAUUACACACGUAUGCCUGAUAUUUAUGCUGUGCAUGUGGAAUGUUAUGUUAAUACUGUGACUUCUCAAUUUGUAGCUAAAUGUGUUGGGAGUAUACCUGCUUAUUUUGCUGAAAGAUUCUACCUUGCAAUGAAGGUUUGUAAUUUCAUUUUAAUAUGGGUUACCAUGUUUCUAUAAGGUUUGAGGGGAGGGGGCCGUUGUGUAAAUUUUAAUUUUUUUGACAAGAUGUAUCUUGCCAAAAGUGAUCUUGAUUCAAUGUUCUGUUAAUAUUUUAACUUAACUACUGCCCACUCAGAUAAUGUCUGGGUGGUUUGACAAAAAACAAGGCUGUCCUGUUACUUUCCAGAGUUUUCUUAUGUUAGUCCAGCACUCUAAACCUAUAAAUGCCAUCCAAGAAUGGAUAGCAAUGAUCAUGUACCAAUUAUCCAAAUUACCAAAUAGGGAAUGGGCUUUAGGUGCUCAGUUUAGAGAUUUAGUCAAGCUGCUCAAAUGACUUGACACAAACCAGGCAGUUGAUACCAAAAGGUUCCUUGUGCUGUUUAGUAAUCCUCUAAAGGAAUGGCCAAUUAUUAAAGGUGCAUGACUUCUUGUGAAAGUUUGAAUUCAUUUAAAAGUUUAUUUAUUUAAAAAAAUUUUUUUUUAAUUUUGCUUUUGCCCAGGGAUCUGGAACACGACACAAGGCCUUAAUUAGGCUCCUUGUUUCUCGAUCUGAAAUCGACCUUAAAGAAAUUAAAGCGCAUUAUGCUCGUCUCUAUGGAAAAUCUCUGCGUCAGGCUAUUUUGGUAAGUGACACAUUAACUUAGACCAGCAUUUCCCAAACCAGUCAUCAAGACCCACCAACAGUCCAGGUUUUGUUAGUAUCUCCAUUGGAAUAAAACCGGGAAAUACAUAAAUCCUGGACUGUUGGUGGGCCAGGAGGACUGGUUUGGGAACCACUGACUUAGACAUUUCAAAUGUUGCUUUUGAACUAAAACUUCAGUUCUCUGUAAGCCAUGUAAUGGUAGAAACCUAUAGAUAUUGUAGGCCAUAAACAUCAAAAUCCUGAUGGCAACUUAAUGUUGGCUACAUUCUGUCAUACUGAACAUCACUUAGAGAAUCAUGGGAUGUUCAGAUUUUGUCAAGCUGUGCACCUUGAUAAUCUUUGUUAAGAUUUUAGAGACAAACUGACAUUUAAAAAAAAAAAAAAGUUCUAAAAGUGUGUUUUUGCUCAAUGUAGCUGGCAAAUUGUGACCUAGUGUUAACAUAGAUUUGGACAUAUUAACUGGGAAAACAACUCAAACCUGGUGGAAUAUCAGAUUUUGUAGUGUAACAAUCCAUUUUAAAUUUAUUUUUUUUCAAUUUUCUUUUAUAUUUUUUUUUUCUGUUUUCAGGAUGAAAAAGUAAAAGGAGACUAUGAAACCAUUCUGCUGGCAUUGUGUGGAACAGACAACUAAGGCCUAAUUUGUGCAAGCACAGUUAACCAACUUAAUAUUCUAAACUUCAGGUUUAGCCAGUGAAAAUAUUAAAAAUAACAGAAGUACUUUGUGCAGUGCAUAUACUGUGUAACCACUUUUCUUGUAUGUAUUCAAAGUUUAAAACCAUUUUUUGUAUGAUUAAUAAAAAUGAAAAAUGAAUUUAUUUUAUUUUUAUUAUGAGGGUUUACACUGAGCGUCUAUAAUGCAUAACCAAAUUGAUGGUAAUCCCUAUAUUCCAUAUUGAC